AUGGGAGAAUUCAUAGUGAAUUCAUAUAAACCAGUUGGAUCACUCAAACCAAGAAGAGGAAUUCCACAAAAAAUAACAGAUUUUGUGAUUAAUUCAUCAAGAAAUGAAAUAUAUUAUAGUAAUUCUCGAGGGAAUUUUGAAAUUUUAAGAUAUCAAGCAGAUUCCAGGUCAUGUUCAAAAAUAUUUGAAUAUCCAAUCAUGCAAGUUCCUUCAGAGAUUACAGCUAUUGGAGUGAAUAAAGAUGCUUUAAUAUGUGCAACUCUGGGAAGUGAAUUUGGACCCGGAAAAUUACAACUUUUAGUGAGAGGACAUGAUAACAUCGCUAAUUUUCAAGUAAGUAAUUUUACUUCAAAUACAACUUUAUGGACUUUUGCUCUUUCCAAGACAAAUUCCUUAUUAGUCAUAGGUGCAAUUGUUUUGCAAGAUUAUAUUUAUAAUUGUGGAUCACAUAUAAAAUUUAAUACUAGAAGUGAUGUAUUUGCAGUAGACAUUGAUGAUUAUCAGUUAUCUCUCUGGGAUUCUCGAUAUAUAAAAGAUGAAAAGAAAACCAAGAAAAGAUUAAAAUUUGUGGAAGAAACAAAGCCACUUGUGAAAUAUUUUGGACAUGUCAAUAAUAGUAAUCGGCGGAUUGGAUUUUCUGUUAAUUCUCUUGAAUCUAUAGGUGAUGGUAAUGAUAAGAAAAAUCAUAUAAUUAAUAAUUUAAUUCAUCAUCAUUAUCCAGAAAUACCAAAUAAAAAGUGUGAAGGAAUUUGGAUUUCUGAUACAGAAUUACAUUGGUGGAGUGUUUAA
This is a messenger RNA of Diversispora eburnea, 789 nucleotides long. The record is from the annotation of a GenBank genome assembly. NCBI's taxonomy places the organism in Eukaryota, Fungi, Glomeromycota, Glomeromycetes, Diversisporales, Diversisporaceae.